AAAGCCACGUUCCGAUCCAGAAGAACCCAUCACGCUACACAAGGAACGGCCCGGCACAAAAAAAAAUAAAGAAAGAGGGGGGCGUUACUUUCAAUCAAUCCUUCGUGAUCCACAGCUCAAUCACUCUGGCCCCAUCGACGAUGGCACUUCAAGAUUCCCAGCAGGAGGGUAACACUCCGCCCCCAGAGCCUGUUAUCCAAAUCCAAGAUGCUAUCGCUGCAGGUGACGACGACGAUGCCGAUUCUUCGAUUGGCGAGGAAAUAGAGCCAUCGGUUGUUUCAAUUUCGUCGAGUAUUUUAGCGUAUCGACAGGAGAAUGGUCGCAGCUAUCAUGCCUUGAGUAGCGGGAAAUAUGUCCUGCCGAAUGACGAAGAAGAGAAUGAAAGACUGGACUUACAACACGAGCUCUAUGUUCGAACGCUCGACGGAGACCUCGCUGUAUGUCCCAAAGCGAAAGGCGCGAAACGUGUUCUUGAUAUGGGAACCGGCACUGGCUCAUGGGCCAUUGACUACGCUGAUGCAAACCCUCAAGCCCAGGUGAUUGGUGUUGAUCUAAGCCCAAUUCAGCCAGCUCUCGUCCCACCAAAUGUGAGCUUCGAAAUAGAUGACCUCGAAAAAGAAUGGACCUGGACCCAGAAAUUCGACUUCAUCUUUGCCCGCAUGGUGCUCGGCUGCUUCACCGACCUCCCCCAAAUCAUAAAAGUCGCCUUCGACAACCUCGAACCCGGCGGCUACCUCGAACUCCAAGACAUGUCCCUUCCAGCGCGCUCCGACGACGGAACCCUCCACCCAGAAAGCUACCUCUCCAAAUGGUGCAGAUCCUGCUUCGAAGCCGGUCAGAACCUCGGUCGUCCUGUAUUCCCCACAACAGAGUAUAAGAAUUAUCUCGCUGCUGCUGGGUUUGUCGAUAUUGUCGAGGUGCAGCAGAAGUGGCCGACGAAUCCGUGGCCGAGGGAUAGGAAGUUCAAGGAGCUGGGGGCUUGGGCUUGUGCGAAUAUCGCUGGUGGGUUGGAUGGGCUGUCGUUGGCAUAUUUUACGAGGGGGCUUGGGUGGUCGACUGAGGAGACGAGGGUGUUUUGUGCGCAUGUGAGAAAGGAUUUGCAGAAUCCCAAAAUUCAUGCGUAUUGGCCGAUCUAUUUUGUCUAUGGGAGAAAACCUCUGGAAUCGUCUUAGUUCAUGUCUAGACGGAGAACAGGCUACUACUGAUGAGAUAAUGACAAAGGAAGACUACUUAUGCAUGCUACGAUAAGUCACCCUGGUGUACAUUCGGGAUAGAUACCAUUUCUCCCCACCACGUCUACCUCUAAACGUGCUUCCACCUACAGUUUAAGCUUUGC
This is a messenger RNA of Fusarium odoratissimum NRRL 54006, 1336 nucleotides long. RefSeq lists its product as uncharacterized. The transcript is spliced from 10 exons. Bases 141 to 1172 code for a protein of 343 amino acids. The record is from RefSeq and is a predicted model, not a curated record. NCBI's taxonomy places the organism in Eukaryota, Fungi, Ascomycota, Sordariomycetes, Hypocreales, Nectriaceae. Gene Ontology annotation, molecular function: methyltransferase activity.